Molecule: messenger RNA, 2157 nt
Organism: Chenopodium quinoa (quinoa)
Lineage: Eukaryota; Viridiplantae; Streptophyta; Magnoliopsida; Caryophyllales; Amaranthaceae
Product: lipase-like
Exons: 8
Coding region: 364-1767 (467 amino acids)
Source: RefSeq, a predicted model, not a curated record
CCAUUGUUUGGUUGUUGGUUGCCUUGUGUUAAACUUGUGAGGUUGGGGUAUGUCAAAAAAACUAUAGCCCCUUCUUUCACACCUAAAGCACCAAACAAUCCUUUACAACAACAACAACAAAAAAAAAAAAAAAAGUAGAAAUUGUGGGAAUCAUUAACAAUUUAUUGUUCUUGAGAAUUUUUCACCAACAUUUGAACAAAUUAGCGUUCUUUUUUAGAAAAUUUGAGGUUUUUGGAGCUUGAUUUGAGGUGAGGAGAAGAAGAAAACAAAAAGGGGGUUUUUGGUUUGGUUUUUCCCCUUCAAUUUUUUGGGAUUUGAGGAGGAUAAUCAUAAUCAAAUAAAAGAAAAAAAAAAUUGGAAAAAAUGAUGAGAUUAUGGUUAAAUUCUAUGCAAUUAGUGGAGCUAUUUGUAAGUUCAUGGGUUCAUUUAUUUUAUGGGUUUUACAUAUUUAGCACAGCUGUUGCAUAUGAUUUGUCCCAAGUUUUAUGUGAUUAUUUCAAACCCAACAACAAUAUCAAUGAUAAUAACAUUGUUGAGGUUAAAGAAGAUGAUGUUCAUCCUUCUUCUGUUGAUGAUUUGCCUCCCAUUGUUUUGGUUCAUGGAAUUUUUGGAUUUGGUCAAGGGAAAUUGGGAGGAUUAUCUUAUUUUGCUGGAGCAGAGAAGAAGGAUGAAAGAGUUUUGGUGCCUGAUUUGGGUUCUUUAACCAGCAUAUAUGAUAGGGCGCGGGAAUUGUUCUAUUACUUGAAAGGGGGUCAGGUUGAUUAUGGUGAAGAACACAGCAAAUCAUGUGGACAUUCGCAAUUUGGAAGAAUUUAUGAACAAGGUCAUUACCCUGAAUGGGAUGAGGAUCAUCCUAUACAUUUUGUGGGGCAUUCAGCCGGAGCUCAGGCUGUACGUGUUUUACAGCAAAUGCUUGCGGAUAAGGCAUUUAAAGGUCAUGACACUUCUCCAAACUGGGUGUUGAGCAUAACAUCUUUAUCUGGAGCAUUCAAUGGGACCACUAGAACUUAUUUUGAUGGGAUGCAGCCAGAGGAUGGAAUGACCUUGAAACCUGUAUGUUUGCUUCAGCUUUGUCGAUUGGGAGUUAUCAUAUAUGAUUGGUUUGAUAUUCCUUGGUUAAAGUCCUAUUACAAUUUUGGAUUUGACCACUUCAAUAUGUCAUGGAGGAAGAUUGGUGUAUGGGGUUUAGUAGACCAUCUCUUAGGAAAUGCUGGUCCAUUUGCUUCAGGAGAUUGGAUCCUUCCUGAUCUAACAAUCCAAGGAUCAAUGCGGCUUAACUCCCAUUUACAAACUUUCCCUGAUACAUUUUAUUUCAGUUAUGCUACAAAGCGAACCCGACAGCUCUUUGGUUUCACGGUUCCUUCCGGUGUACUUGGGAUCCACCCUUUGCUCUUCAUCAGAGUGUUGCAGAUGUGCAUGUGGCGUCACCCUUCUGAUUUACCUCCCCCUUACAAAGGCUACAGGGAUGAAGAUUGGUGGGACAAUGAUGGGGCACUCAACACAAUAUCCAUGAUGUAUCCUCGAUUUCCUAUCGAACAUCCCCACUGUCUUGUCACAAAUGAUAAAGAUUGCCGGCCAUUGCAACCUGGUAUCUGGUAUUACAAAGUUGUUGAAGGAGAUCACAUUCUAUUCAUUAUCAACCGGGAGAGAGCCGGAGUCCAAUUUGAUUUGAUAUACGACAGCAUCUUCGAACAUUGUAGGAAGCAUGCUUUUAGGAAGAAACCACAGACGCUACCGAAUCAAAUACAACAUUCUGUUGUCAGUUGAUAUAUCUCAAGAUCAGGAGGCAGAAGAGUUAGGAAUCAUUUUUUUUUUCUUCUUUUCUUUCCUAUACCCCCGUUUCUCUCAUCAAAUUCCUUGGUCUAACGUAAAUGUGAAAUUCUCGCGAAAAAUUCUUUCUAUCAAUGAAUUAUCUUCAUAGGGUUACAGAAAAUUUUUGGAAGUGUGAGGCUUCAAUAGAAAAAUUUAGCCUCCUUCCUCAGGAAGUUACGAUGUAGAAAGAAUUAUACAAUGCAUAUAGUAUAGUCGUAUAGAUGUUCAAACUUUCUCUUGACAUGUUUGCUCACGAUCCAUAUUAAAUUCCUAUUAAACUAUUGUACAAUGUAGGUCUUACUGAAUGACUUAACCAAUGAUUUUCCGGAUUGACCAUCCGUCUUA